This is a messenger RNA of Cladocopium goreaui, 3223 nucleotides long. The record is from the annotation of a GenBank genome assembly. NCBI's taxonomy places the organism in Eukaryota, Dinophyceae, Suessiales, Symbiodiniaceae.
AUGGACGACGCUUUGGCUGCCGAUGAAGCUGCAAUCCAGAAGCAAAUUCAGGAUAUCGAAGGUCAGAUUGCCGCUAUCUCUCUUGAACUCGGUGACAAGACUGUGGACAAGGAAGAUGGUGUGUCCAUCGAAGUCCCGACUCCGAGCACAGUUCCAGGAGAUACUUCAGAGGCCACUUCUGAUGCUUCGGAACCUACUUCAGGAUCAGCACGUCCAAAGGACUUUGAAUAUGAGAACGCAGUUGAUGAUGGGUACUACUUUGUGGGUGAUGGACCACAAGAUGAUGAAGUAGCUGUUCAUGACCUUUCCGUCCAACUGGCUCUUGCGCUUGGAGGGGACCUCAAAAUGAAGGAAGAAUCACUUGACACAGAUCAGGGGCCAGUUGCCGAUACUUUGGAUGGUGAAUGCAACCCAGCCCCAGACUCGAAACCGACUAAAUCCCGGCUCACCCGUCGUGAGCUUCUCCGCAAUGCUGCUAAAGCUAGGAUUCGGAGAAUGGUCGCCAACAAGAAGAAACGGAGUGAUUUGCAGUGCCCUCCAUGGCUGAAAGCUGAAUGGGAGAAAGGAACUGAGCAAAAGGAGAACAUGGCCGCAUGCCUUCAGGCAGUCAACUGGGACAAGGCCAAAUUCAUAGAUGAAAUGGAAAGGGUCGUGACUUCCCGCAAGAAGAUCAUAGUGAAGAAGGAGGAAGGUUGGUAUUCCGAAGCCGAGAUGAAAUCUGACUUAUGUUGGCAGCAGUCGCGAGUGACCGGAGCAAAGGCCUACUGCACGGAUCCAAAACGGCAUGCCACCCAUACCCGGACAAACGUAUAUGACAAUAUUGUGGAGUAUUGGGUGACAGUUCGAGAACAUGGAGCCUACGAAGAGGAACAUGAAAUUUUGGAAAGAAAGAAGUCGACUCGGAAGGCAGAUGAGGCUGUCGAGAUUUCCCCCGGUACUUUUGGCCAAGUCCAAGCCCUAAUGGAUCGCGGAGCCCUUGAUGGGGCGGAUGAUGCGAACAAGGAAUUGCCCGAUGGAAAAGUUGCUGAGAACAAAGCGCACUUCAAGCGAUUCAUGGACUCCGUCCUUACCAAAUCCACGAAGCUGAAGGGACUUGUGAAGGACUUGAGGGACAAUUAUGAGAAUGACACCGCGAAGCAGUACAUCAGCCAGCUUGAACAACAUGUCUCGAAGCUUGAGAAGGAAUACGAUGUGUUGACAGAGACCAUGGCCAAAGGGGAGAAUUCCAAGUAUGAUGCUGCGUGGUGGAAUCUGGCCCAUGAGGCCAUGAAAAAGGUGACUUUUGUGUCCAGUCGGGCCACUGCCGAAGAGCAGAAAGUGCGGUUCGGACCUCAACACAUUCCAGGUGCAUGCACGUCAGUGCCCAUGCUAUUCUCGCCCAGGAAAUCCAAACAGUUUCUGACCAAGAUGUCCAGCCCUGGUGCUGGCCCUGGCCUCCGACGCUUUGUCCAUGAAAUUGGCGAAGGGGUUCCCGUGGCAUGCGCAGUGGCAAUUCGUACUGCCAAAGCAGUCGUGGAGGAGGUCCCUAGCGCUGCCCAAAGCAGUGUGGCAUCUCUAGCCGCAUGUCGUGAAAACAACAGUGAGAGAGACACAGGGCGUGUAGCAAAAAGAUUCGGUUUGAAGCUGCCUAUUCCUUUGAGCAGAGUUCAGCUUGGGAGCGAUGAGAUUCCUUUCCUGAAAAUGAGUGACUGGGCUACUUUCAUCCUUCAGGCCCAUCUCUGGCACAGGCUGUGUGGCUUGACAGAUCGUGACCAACAGCGAUGUUGCGACAUUUGGCAAUCUUUCUGGACUAGGUACCAGAAAAUCGAGCCGAACCAUCCAAUUUACAAGCGCCCUGGCCACGAUUUGUCGAGAACUUGUGCACUCUUGCUGCACGGAGAUGAGGGAAGGUCUUUGCGGAAAUCAGCUCUGAUGGUUAUAUCAACCCAUUCCAUUUUGGGUUUUGGGCUUUCAACUUCCAAGCAUGAGAAGAAAUCGAAGCGCUUGGCUCAGAAACUCAAUUAUGAACAGCCUACUUGGACAACCCGAUUUUUGCUUUCAGUUCUUCCAAAGAGCUACUACAGUGAAGAAGACGAUGCUGCUUUGGAUUCCGAUCCUUUCCAGGACCUGAUGGAUGCGAUUUGCAUUGAUUUACGGAGCUUGUAUGACAACGGGAUAGAAACCAAGGAUGGUCGUUUCUAUUUCUGCGUUGUCAAAGUGAUGGGCGAUUGGCCAUUCAUACAAAAAUGUGGAUCACUAUCCCGUACAUUCAUGAACAUCUCCAAGGCUGCCAGUAGCCGUGCCCCUCCGAAGGGCAUUUGCCACUUGUGUUGCGCUGACAUGACAGGCGUUGAGUGGGAAAACUUCCACAUCCGUCCUCCAACUUGGGUUCCGACAGUGAAUACUUUGAGUGCAUUUUUGACACUGCCAAAAGUCUUGCAGCUGCCAAUGGAAGAAUCUUUCAGAGAAAAUUUCUUUUGCUUCGAUUUGUUUCAUGCAUGGCGCCUCGGAGCAGGGAAGACGUUCCUGGCAUCUUGCUUGGCAGUUUUGGCCAUCAGUUCAGCAUACCAAGGGAGCGUCGAGAGCAGGUUGGAGAAGUUGAAUGCCGAGUACAUUCAAUGGAAAAAGGCCACGGGUUUCACUUGCCAGCUCAGGAGAAUCAACAGGGCCAAACUGGGAUGGUCGGCAACAACGGUAUUCCCAGCCGGCACAUGGUCGAAGGGAAGCACCACCACAUGUUUGAUGCGUUUCUUUUUGGCAAUGUGCCAGAAGCAUGGUGAGCACGUCAAUGGUGAUUUGCUGCUUCGAUUCGCUUUUGGUGCGGCCAAACAAAUGGAUUGUUUUCUCCACGGUCUUUACAGCUGGGAGUUGUGGAUUCCAAGCAAUGCAGCAAAAGAAAUUGCUGUCUCGGGCGCCAACUUUUUGAAAUUGCAUGGGAAAGCUGUGCAGAUUGCCCACAGUCAAGGCCAACUUUUUUUUCUGCUGAUGCCAAACUUCCACCGAAUCGACCAUUUGGUGUGGGACAUGGAAACCCAGGCUGCCAAAACCAAUUUUGUUCUAAAUCCUUUGUAUUGUGCAACCCAGAGCGACGAAGACUUUAUCGGGAGACCCUCCCGGCUAAGCCGGAGGGUCUCCCCGAGACUCACAAUACAAAGAACCCUUGAGCGUAGUCUUGUUGCAGCCUACGCGCAGUAUGUGGAGAUUGGUGCCCUGGUUUUGAAAGCCUGAAGAAAUUUAGAUUGAC